Messenger RNA from Stegostoma tigrinum, 5926 nucleotides. RefSeq lists its product as uncharacterized. Bases 278 to 5926 code for a protein of 1882 amino acids. The record is from RefSeq and is a predicted model, not a curated record. NCBI's taxonomy places the organism in Eukaryota, Metazoa, Chordata, Chondrichthyes, Orectolobiformes, Stegostomatidae. Gene Ontology annotation, cellular component: cytoplasm. The transcript is spliced from 21 exons.
GUGAGCAUCAGUAAACUCAUUCGUGGCCAACAGCCUGGCCCCUGAGCACAGUGCGAGGCAGCUCGGGGGAGAGGGGGGGAAGGAUCGAGCGGAGAGAGAGAGCGAAACUGCGGCGAUCAACGACACCAGCAGGGAGCGGAGCCAGGGAAUGUUGCCGGAGAUGCCAAAGGGGAUGAGGAGAGGGCAUGCUGACUGAUCGGCUGCAGGAGUGACGCCCGGAGCCUGGGCUCUCCGUUGUCAGUCCGACGGCCAAUCAAGACACCCAAAAGCGAGGAAGAUGGAAGAUACCCAGGUCCCUCAGGAUGUCCUGCCCCAGCCCUGGUUCCAUGGAUUUACCUCCAGACGAGAUGCCGAGAUGCUGUUGAAGGACCAGCCACUGGGAUCAUUCCUGCUGCGUCAAAGUGAAACUCUGUCUGGGAUGGUGCUUUCCUACAGUGGGUCCGAUCGCUGUCGGCAUUUCAUCAUCGAGCGGAUCCCUGACGGUCAUUACCAGAUCCUGGGAGAUCAGCGCCGGCACAGCAGCAUCCCAGAGCUCCUUGACUAUUACAAGGAAUCCCCGAUGUUACCGUUUGUGGAAUACCUGACUACGGCCUGCAAUAAGGUUCCUGAUAAACAUUACGAGGACAUCGACAGGAUCCGAAGGCAGAAGCUGAAUGUCCGGGAGGUGGCAGGAGGAGCUGCUGAUGCUCUCCCUCCCGACAGGAUGGAAGAUCGACCGGGAUUGCCCUCGUUACCGCCAACACCAACCUCUGACCCCGUGCCCACACAGGCUGCCCAUCCCGGGGCAGCGGAAGGGGGUGUGAGGGUCACACGGGACGAUGCCACCUACCAGGAGGUUCCUGAUAAACAUUACGAGGACAUCGACAGGAUCCGAAGGCGGAAGCUGAAUGUCCGGGAGUUGGCGGGAGGAGCUGCUGACGCUCUCUCUCCCGACAGGAUGGAAGAUCGACUGGGAUCGCCCUCACUAUCGCCCACACCGACCUCUGACCCCUUGCCCACACAGGCUGCCUGCCCUGGGGCAGUGGAAGGGGGUGUGAGGGUUACAUGGGGCGAUGCCACCUUCCAGGAGGUUCCUGAUAAACAUUACGAGGACAUUGACAGGAUCCGAAGGCGGAAGCUGAAUGUCCGGGAGGUGGCAGGAGGAGCUGCUGACGCUCUCCCUCCCGACAGGAUGGAAGAUCGACUGGGAUCGCCCUCAUUACCGCCCACACCGACAUCUGACCCCGUGCCCACACAGGCUGCCCGUCCCGGGGCAAUGGAAGAGGAUGUGAGGGUUACACGGGGCGAUUCACCCUACCAGGAGGUUCCUGAUAAACAUUACGAGGACAUCGACAGGAUCCGAAGGCGGAAGCUGAAUGUCCGGGAGGUGGCAGGAGGAGCUGCUGACGCUCUCCCUCCCGACAGGAUGGCAGAUCGACCGGGAUCGGCCUCGUUACCGCCAACACCAACCUCUGACCCCAUGCCCACACAGGCUGCCCGUCCCGGGGCAGUGGAAGGGGGUGUGAGGGUUACACAGGGCGAUGCCACCUACCAGGAGGUUCCUGAUAAACAUUACGAGGACAUCGACAGGAUCCGAAGGCGGAAGCGGAAUGUCCGUGAGGUGGCGGGAGGAGCGGCUGACGCUCUCCCUUCCGACAGGAUGGAAGAUCAACCGGGAUCGGCCUCGUUACCGCCAACACCGACCUCUGACCCCAUGCCCACACAGGCUGCCUGUCCCGGGGCAAUGGAAGGGGGUGUGAGGGUCACACAGGGCGAUGCCCCCUACCAGGAGGUUCCUGAUAAACAUUACGAGCACAUCGACAGGAUCCGUAGGCGGAAGCUGAAUGUCCGGGAGGUGGCAGGAGGAGCUGCUGACGCUCUCCCUCCCGACAGGAUGGAAGAUCGACCGGGAUCGGCCUCGUUACCGCCAACACCGACCUCUGACCCCGUGCCCACACAGGCUGCCCGCCCCGGGGCAAUGGAAGGGGGUGUGAGGGUUACACGGGCUGAUGCCACCUACCAGGAGGUUCCUGAUAAACAUUACGAGGACAUCGACAGGAUCCGAAGGCGGAAGCUGAAUGUCCGGGAGGUGGCGGGAGGAGCUGCUGACGCUCUCCCUCCCGACAGGAUGGAAGAUCGACUGGGAUCGCCCUCAUUACCGCCCACACCGACCUCUGACCCCGUGCCCACACAGGCUGCCCGUCCCGGGGCAAUGGAAGGGGGUGUGAGGGUUACACGGGGGAUUGCCACCUACCAGGAGGUUCCUGAUAAACAUUACGAGGACAUCGACAGGAUCCGAAGGCGGAAGCUGAAUGUCCGGGAGGUGGCGGGAGGAGCUGCUGAUGCUCUCCCUCCCGACAGGAUGGAAGAUCGACCGGGAUCGGCCUCGUUACCGCCAACACCGACCUCUGACCCCGUGCCCACACAGGCUGCCCGUCCCGGGGCAAUGGCAGGGGGUGUGAGGGUUACACAGGACGAUGCCACCUACCAGGAGGUUCCUGAUAAACAUUACGAGGACAUCGACAGGAUCCGAAGGCGGAAGCUGAAUGUCCGGGAGGUGGCAGGAGGAGCUGCUGACGCUCUCCCUCUCGACAGGAUGGAAGAUCGACCGGGAUCGGCCUCGUUACCGCCAACACCGACCUCUGACCCCGUGCCCACACAGGCUGCCCGUCCCGGGGCAGUGGAAGUGGGUGUGAGGGUUACACGGGGGAUUGCCACCUACCAGGAGGUUCCUGAUAAACAUUACGAGGACAUCGACAGGAUCCGAAGGCGGAAGCUGAAUGUCCGGGAGGUGGCGGGAGGAGCUGCUGACGCUCUCCCUCCCGACAGGAUGGAAGAUCGACCGGGAUCGGCCUCGUUACCGCCAACACCGACUUCUGACCCCGUGCCCACACAGGCUGCCCGUCCCGGGGCAAUGGCAGGGGGUGUGAGGGUUACACAGGACGAUGCCACCUACCAGGAGGUUCCUGAUAAACAUUACGAGGACAUCGACAGGAUCCGAAGGCGGAAGCUGAAUGUCCGGGAGGUGGCAGGAGGAGCUGCUGACGCACUCCCUCCCGACAGGAUGGAAGAUCGACCGGGAUUGGCCUCGUUACCGCCAACACCGACCUCUGACCCCGUGCCCACACAGGCUGCCCGUCCCGGGGCAGUGGAAGUGGGUGUGAGGGUUACACGGGACAAUGCCCCCUACCAGGAGGUUCCUGAUAAACAUUACGAGGACAUCGACAGGAUCCGUAGGCGGAAGCUGAAUGUCCGGGAGGUGGCAGGAGGAGCUGCAGACGCUCUCCCUCCCGACAGGAUGGAAGAUCGACCGGGAUCGGCCUCGUUACCGCCAACACCGACCUCUGACCCCGUGCCCACACAGGCUGCCCGUCCCGGGGCAAUGGAAGGGGGUGUGAGGGUUACACAGGGCGAUGCCACCUACCAGGAUGUUCCUGAUAAACAUUACGAGGACAUCGACAGGAUCCAAAGGCGGAAGCUGAAUGUCCGGGAGGUGGCAGGAGGAGCUGCUGACGCUCUCCCUCCCGACAGGAUGGACGAUCGACCGGGAUCGCCCUCAUUACCGCCCACACCGACCUCUGACCCCGUGCCCACACAGCCUGCCCGUCCCGGGGCAGUGGAAGUGGGUGUGAGGGUUACACGGGACGAUGCCCCCUACCAGGAGGUUCCUGAUAAACAUUACGAGGACAUCGACAGGAUCCGAAGGUGGAAGCUGAAUGUCCGGGAGGUGGCAGGAGGAGCUGCUGACGCUCUCCCUCCCGACAGGAUGGAAGAUCGACCGGGAUCGCCCUCAUUACCGCCCACACCGACCUCUGACCCCGUGCCCACACAGGCUGCCCGUCCCGGGGCAAUGCAAGGGGGUGUGAGGGUUACACAGGGCGAUGCCACCUACCAGGAGCUCCCAGAAGGCCACGGCCUGGGGAGAAAGACUUCGACCAAGAGCCGGACCCCCACGGAGACGGAAGCCAGCCCCACCCUUAGCCAGGCAACUGCGGCCUACGCGAAGGUUAACAAAGCCAGGAGUCACGUCUACACAGAGCCUGCAGAUAGGCCUGGCGUUUCCAUGGAGAUCACGCACACCUACUCAGAUGCCCAUCUCUACGCUGAGCCCAGUAACGGGAUAAUUUGUUACGCCCUGCCGAAGGACCGCCAGCUGAGGGCCACAGGCCGUGAGCUUCACCAUGUCUACUCUGAGUUGGAUUCCAAGCAGACCAGGCCGGGGAACCUCUACUGUCCCACCCCCACCAAGGGCAGCACGAUGGCCCCUGACCUCUCGCGCCGCCAACCCGCUGAGGCUCCCCGUAGUGGAAUGGUGCCCACCACCCCUCCCCGCUGGCUCCCCCGACCCCCACUCACGCCAGGCGCUGAGGCCGCCUACACCCAGCCUGUCCGGCACAGCCUCGGCCUCCCCACUGAUCCUGACCGCUGGGGCCUCGCCCGUGACAAACUCGAACUGGACGAUGACACUUACGGAGUUUUAGCCAGACUGGGCCCGAGCAGGCCGGAGCCUGAUUCCAGGCCUGUCCCUGAUCCCAGGCCUGUGCUGAGCAGGCCGGAGCCUGAUCCCAGGCCUGUCCCAGAUCCCAGGCCUAUCCCGAACAGGCCUGAGCCAGAACCCAGGCCUGUCCUGAACAGGCCAGAACGAGAUCCCAGGCCAAUGUUGUGCAGGACGGAACAAGAUCUGAGGCCUUUGCCAAGCUGGCCAGAGGCAGAUCUGAAGCCAACCUUGAACAGGCCAGAACGAGACCCCAGGCCUGUUCCAAACAGGCCAGAUCGAAGUCUGAAGCCUGCACUGACCAUGUCGGAACUAGAUCUGGGGACUGUCCAGAACAGGCUAGAACCAGAGCUAAAGCCUAUGCCAAGCAUGCCUGCACCACCUCCCAGACCUAUCCCCAGCAAGCUGGAGCUAACCCCGAGGCCUGACCCCAGCAGGCCACAGCCAAUACCAAGACCUCUUCCUAAUAAGUCAGAACCAGGUCCAAAGCCUCUCCUGAGCAGGCCAGAACCAGGUCCAAAGCCUCUCCCCACCAGGCCAGAACCAGGUCCAAAGCCUCUCCUGAGCAGGCCAGAACCAGGUCCAAAGCCUCUCCUGAGCAGGCCAGAACUAGAUCCAUGGCCUCUCCCUUGCAGAGCAGAACUAGAUCCAAGGCCUCUCCCAAGCAGGCCCAAACCAGAUCCAAGGCUUCUCCCCAGCAGACCAGAACUAGAUCCGAGACCUCUCCCCAGCAGAGCAGAACUAGAUCCAAGGUCUCUCCCAAGCAGGCCUGAACCAGAUCUGAGGCCUCUCCCAAGCAGGCCUGAACCAGAUCUGAGGCCUCUCCCGUGCAGGCCCAAACCAGAUCUGAGGCCUUUCCCUGGCAGGCCGGAACUAGAUCCGAGGCCUUUCCCUUGGAGGCUGGAACCAGACCCGAGGCCUCUCCCAAGCAGGCCCGAACCAGAUCCGAGGCCUCUCCCCAGCAGGCCGGAACCAGAUCUGAGGCCACUCCUGAGCAGGCCCGAACCAGAUCCGAGGCCUCUCCCCAGCAGGCCUGAACCAGAUCCGAGGCCUCUCCCCAGCAGGCCGGAACCAGAUCUGAGGCCUCUCCCGAGCAGGCCUGAACCAGAUCCAAGGCCUCUCCCCAGCAGGCCCGAACCAGACCCAAGGCCUCUCCCCAGCAGGCCGGAACUAGAUCCGAGGCCUCUCCCUGACAAGCCGGAACCAGGUCUGAAUUCUGUCCCUGGCAGGCCCGAACCAGCAUCGCAGUCUGUUCACAUUGCACCCGCAGCGGCCUUUCGCCAGGUGGACAGCAUCUAUGAACAGCUCCCUGAGGAAUUUCUGAGACCACCACCCUACGUACCAAACAGAUCCGGAUACAGGAGGGGCCUCAGGACCAAUGCAUUACACUGUGUAGCGUUAGAGUCAAAACAGCGCAGGUUCCUGGUGGGCCAGGAGCUCCAGAACCUUUAA